Wallemia ichthyophaga EXF-994 is the source of this 387-nucleotide messenger RNA. Its product is annotated as Cytochrome b5. Gene Ontology annotation, cellular component: intracellular membrane-bounded organelle; membrane. The transcript is spliced from 6 exons. The coding region runs from base 1 to 387 and encodes 128 amino acids. NCBI's taxonomy places the organism in Eukaryota, Fungi, Basidiomycota, Wallemiomycetes, Wallemiales, Wallemiaceae. Gene Ontology annotation, molecular function: heme binding. The record is from RefSeq and is a predicted model, not a curated record.
AUGUCUGAUACAAACCAAAAGACAUUCACGAUUGAUGAUUUAAAGUCUCAUCAAUCAGCAGAUAACAUGUGGCUUUUGAUUAAUGGAAAAGUCUACGAUUGUACAAAGUUCCUCGACGAUCACCCAGGUGGUGAUGAAGUUAUCAUCUCUGAAGGCGGUAAAGACGCUACAGAAGCUUUCGAUGAUAUUGGCCACUCGGACGAAGCUAGAUCUCAAUUAGACAAGCUUUACAUUGGUGACUUUGAUGGCCCUUCAAAAUCGUCUUCUUCUUCCACAAAGACUGGCUCUAAAUCAUCAGAUACGAGAGCUUCUUUAAUCAACAACCUGCUAUUCCCAUUGGUCGCUAUCGCUGCUUAUCUCGUUUGGCGCAUCUACUUUGCAAAGUAA